UGGUUGCGCUGACAUGUUUGUGAGUGUGCUGUCACCUCCUGUUUCUGACAGAGAGUAGGCAAACAGUAUGCAAAAGUGGACGGUGGUUUCUCACAGGCGCAAACGCACAAACCGUUCAUUCUCCCAGUCUUGCCGUACAAGCACAAGGGUGAGCCCACUCCACGGAGCAGAAGCAGACACCCAGCAAAUGGGCAUUUUCCCCUAAAACCGGAGUUUGUCCCACCUUCAGCGGCGCUGGCAUGAUUUACCACCGCUUCGGGGGAGACGUGAUGUUGUAGAGUACAGAGCUUCGUUUUGAUACAGUCAAGCACUCGGCAGUCGGUCCUUCUUUGGCAAAAAACGAAAGAAAAAAAAAAGUAAAUGUCUUCCACGGUAGCCCAGAGCACACUGCCCACACUGUCCACAGUUACGAGUUCAAUGGAUCCAGAAUCCAACAUCCCACUGCACCACAUGAUAGUACUGGGCAUCUACACCGUGGUUCUGCUCUGUGGUACCGUAAGCCUCAGCCUGAUGAUCCACGUCCUGAAAUCCAGUGCGACCUCCACCACCUCCAUAGCUGUGCUCAACCUCAUCUUUACCCACUUCAUCUUCCUUCUAACCUUGCCCUUCAGACUUUACUAUUACGCAACAAAUAAGUGGACCCUGGGCCACGGCUGGUGCAAAAUGGUCAGCGCCAUGAUUCACAUCCACAUGUACAUGUCCUUCAUCUUCUAUGUGAUCAUCCUCAUCAUGCGCCUGCUGGCGUUCUACAAAAAGGAUGAGCGGGUGCCGACCUUCCGGAGGAUGCACGCGCUCCUUUUCAGCGUUGUGGUGUGGGUCAUCGUACUCGUCUCGUACCCUUGCAUCACCCAUUUUACUUACGGCUACAAAAAAAACCCUAGCAACCGCAGCCAUAACCAUAACCAUACAGAAUGCUUCCAAUUUGGAGAGAAGGUAAAGGAAUUCAAGGGGAUUAACUACGUCAUAAGUGUAUUGAUCAUAGUUGUGGCCGUCGUGCUGACAGCCCUCCAAGCCAAUGUUCUGCGGGUUUUAUACAGGCAGCAUAAACAAAUAUGGUCUUCUCAGCAGGACUUCGGGGCUCAGCUGAAAAGCCUGUGCUUCGCCCUAAUCAUGGUGGCCUGCUUCAUUCCCUACCACAUUUUCCGACUGUAUUACAUAGGAAACUUCUCCGGCGAACUGGAGAUUGCCAACGAGGUGUUUCUGAGUCUGACCACUUUUAAUUGCCUGGACAUGCUCACCUUCUUGGGAAGGAGAACCUUCAGAGUGUGUUUGCCAGGAAGGGCUGCGUGAAAACUGUUGGUACGAAGAUGACUGUGUGUGUGCUUGUGUUUUGCACAAUUGCAGAAACAUGUAAAAUGGAAUUGAAAAAGUUGCCAUAAACAUCAGCAACAGGCACCCGGGGCUUCAUCUUUGAGUUCCAGGAACUUUAUCAUCAGAAAAAAAUAAUUUUACUCAGUGGAUAUUUGCCAGCAUUUCUUAUUGCAAUAAUUGUUUAUCCUUAUUAGUGCUACUUUUGUUAUUAAUUAUGUUGUAAAGCUCCUAAACCAAAUCGCAAGGCCAAAUGUUUCGCGGUCUGAUUUACAGCCCUAGCUCUACUUUAUGUUAUUUUUUUAUUUUAGUUAUAUAUAUAUAGUUAUAUAUACUAUAUAUAUAGUUUAUAUAUAUGUGUCAAAAGUUUUAGUACACUCCAACAUUCUGCCCUUCUUUUUUAUUAAAAUGUAUGCGGUUCAAUGUCUCAUUUCACUCAGAAAUGAAAGCACAGACCAAAUAAACAACUGAAGUUUGGGUUAGGUUAGAGUUAAAAAGAAAUCAUGGACUCAAUAUAUAACCUAAAAUACUGUAUUUUCCAAACUUUCAACUUAUCAAAGUAACCAUCUUUGGCUGAUUUUGUUUAGAGAGUUCUUCCCAAUUUUGUUGCAGAGGCUCCCAGAACCGUGUGGCUCUUGUAGGGCGCUUUGCUUUCACUCUUCUCCAGUUCAUCACAAACCAACUCCAUGGAGUUAAAGUCACUGGACACUGGACUCCAUGUUUUCAAGCUUUCCAUCUUUUUUUUUUCUUUUUUUUGAUCCUGAGGUACUUCUGGUGUUGCUUGGACUAUAGUUUUGAGUCAUUAACUUACUGUAAGAUGAAGCCCUGACCAACUACACCAGAGGACACAACGUGCUGUUCUAAAACUUUUGACUGGAAGUGUAUGUAUUAGUUGUAUUUGUAUUCAUGACAGGUAGUAGAUAUAAAUUAUCCCUUAAGAUGGGUUUCUAUUUAUCAAAGUAUUUAAAGAAUUGUACAUGACUGGAACCUGCUGUAUGCUGUUGACUCAAAAUGAAUGAACUCUUGCCAUCUGCUGGUUUGUUUUUAUACUGCACAAGAUUCAAGUUAAAGAAUGUUUUUGUACUGUAUACACUAUGCUAUGUAAUGACACUGGGCAUUCAGGGUCAGUCUUCAGUAACUAAAUGCCAAAGGCUUGUGAGUGCGAAUAAAAAAUACAUCUAUUUCACUGUAUUUGCUAACACUUGACUCCUGUGUACAUAGCUGGAGUGCUCAGAUUCAGAGUUGAGAAGAAAAAUAAACAUUAAAGUCAU
Molecule: messenger RNA, 2579 nt
Organism: Mugil cephalus (flathead mullet)
Lineage: Eukaryota; Metazoa; Chordata; Actinopteri; Mugiliformes; Mugilidae
Gene: gpr141
Product: probable G-protein coupled receptor 141
Exons: 2
Coding region: 361-1290 (309 amino acids)
Biological process (GO): G protein-coupled receptor signaling pathway
Cellular component (GO): membrane
Molecular function (GO): G protein-coupled receptor activity; oxysterol binding
Source: RefSeq, a predicted model, not a curated record